Messenger RNA from Zea mays, 2001 nucleotides. RefSeq lists its product as uncharacterized. Lineage: Eukaryota; Viridiplantae; Streptophyta; Magnoliopsida; Poales; Poaceae. Bases 219 to 1706 code for a protein of 495 amino acids. The record is from RefSeq and is marked provisional. Gene Ontology annotation, biological process: carbohydrate metabolic process. The transcript has 5 exons. Gene Ontology annotation, molecular function: polygalacturonase activity.
CACCAACCUCCGAUGGCGGAAAUUCUUGCCCUCCCACACCGACCCCCUCCCCCACGGCCCGCCUUCCCCCGGGAGCACGAGACCCUCGUUCCCUGCGCCACCGACUGAGCCAAGGCCGCGCUUUGCCGUUUCCGACCUAGGUCGCGAGAUCUCGGAGGAGCGGAGCCCCGCCGUGCCGCCGCCUGCUACAGGGGGGCACGCAGGGACCGCACGGCGCGAUGGUGGACACGGGCGGGGGGAGGCUCUACCAGCGCCGUGGCGCGGUCGCUUUCGUCGCGGCCAACAAGGCGCUGCUCGCCGCUGCGUGGGUCGUCGGGUUCGCGCUCGUGUUCCUAUGGCAGAGCGCCUCCAUGUCCUUCGGCAGCGCCGGCGGCGGAGGGUACCUCAGGCUCCUGUCGGUGCCGCCUCCGCCGCCGCGCCCCGCGCCGCGGCUCCGCCCCACGGCGUACAACAUCACGGACUUCGGCGCCGUCGGGGACGGCCGGGCGGUCAACACCGCGGCGUUCGAGCGUGCUGUCGAGGCCAUCGCGGCGCUCGCGGAGCGAGGCGGCGGGCAGCUCAAUGUGCCACCCGGGCGCUGGCUCACGGCACCCUUCAACCUCACCAGCCACAUGACGCUGUUUCUUGCCGAGGGCGCGGAAAUCCUUGGCAUUACGGAUGAGAAGUACUGGCCAUUGAUGCCAGCAUUACCGUCAUAUGGGUAUGGGCGGGAGCGCAAAGGACCACGAUUUGGGAGCCUCAUUCAUGGACAGAAUUUGAGAGAUGUAGUCAUUACAGGACAUAAUGGGAGCAUAAAUGGCCAGGGUGAAGUUUGGUGGAUGAAGCAUCGCAGAAGAAUUCUGAAUAACACAAGGCCUCCUCUUGUGCAGCUGAUGUGGUCCAAGGACAUUAUUGUUGCAAACAUAACACUGAGGAACUCACCUUUCUGGCACUUGCAUCCUUAUGAUUGCACAAAUGUGACUGUUUCGAAUGUUACUAUCAUGUCUCCUGUUUCUGGUGCUCCAAACACAGAUGGCAUAGAUCCAGAUUCUUGUCAGGAUGUGCUUAUUGAGAAUUGCUACAUAUCGGUUGGCGAUGAUGCAAUAGCUAUAAAGAGUGGUUGGGAUCAGUAUGGUAUUGCAUACGGUCGUCCAUCUUCUGACAUUUUAAUUCGCAAUGUAACCGCCCGUUCUCUUGUGAGUGCUGGAAUUUCAAUAGGCAGUGAGAUGUCUGGCGGAGUUGCAAAUGUUACUGUGGAGAAUGUGCGCAUCUGGGAAUCAAGGAGAGGUGUGAGGAUAAAGACUGCCACAGGAAGAGGCGGCUACAUCCGUAACAUCUCAUACCGCAACAUAACUUUCGACAAUGUCCGUGCUGGGAUUGUGAUAAAGGUUGACUACAACGAGCACGCUGAUGAUGGAUACGACCGGACUGCCUUCCCAGACAUCACAAGCAUAUCAUUCAAGGGAAUCCAUGGGCAGGGUGUUCGGGUGCCUGUCCGAGCUCAUGGCAGCGACGUCAUCCCCAUCAAGGACAUCAGCUUCCAGGACAUGUCGGUAGGCAUCAGCUACAAGAAGAAGCACAUCUUCCAGUGCUCCUACCUCGAGGGGCGUGUCAUCAGGCCUGUGUUCCCGAAACCAUGUGAGAACCUGGACGUCUAUGAUGAGCAAGGGCAGCUUGUGAAGCGGGCAGUGGCCCUAAACAGCACAGAACUUGACUACGAUAUAUGAGGUGCACAUAUCAUACCACAGCUUUGAUAGUUGUAGUGGAAAUUGGUGCUCUCUACCCUCAGAAAUCAAUUUUCUCCGAUUGUCCAUGGCUUUUUGGGUCUAGAAUUGUAGAUAGAGAGGAGAUUCUCCUCUUGAUAGGUUUGCUGCUUACAGUGGCUGAAUGUAUCUCACCGGCGAUUUACUGAUUUGUCCAUGAACAUUUGUAAUCGCCAGAACCUUCCUGGCGACAAAUGUAUGCUGUCAAUAUAUUGUACACCUGAAGAUUGUAUUGGAGUAUACACAGUACAUGAUCUCU